AUGAGCUCAGGAGAUGCUGCUGUCUCCAAGAGCGAGCAGGAAGGAUCACACAGGCUGAGGAGGGACAGAGCUGAAGGAGAAGGAAUAGGGCAGAAGGCGAAGCUCAGCAAGCCCCUAAUGAAGCCCCCAGCAAACCCUCUUGCUCCACACCACCAAAAUGCUGAGGAGGAGCAGCUCAUCACGAGCAUCCAGAGCAAGGUCAAUGUGACCAAGCACAGUGCUGAAGACUUCGCCAGGCUGCUUGUCUUUUACCCCUGGACUCAGAGAUUCUUCGCUUCCUUCAGCAAGCUCUCCAACCCCACUGCCAUCCUUGGCAGCUCCAAGAUCCAAACCCAUGAUAAGAAGGUGCUCGCUUUCUUCAGGGAAGCUGUGAAGAACCUGGACAACAUCAAGAAAUUUGUUGUUUAGCUGAGCAAAUUCCACUGUGAGAAGAUGCACGUGGACCUUGAGAAUGUCAGCGUCCUCGGUGACAUCCUCAUCAUCAUGCGGGCUGCCUGUUCUAGCAAAGAGGUAACCUCCCCCUGCGAGUCCACUGGGUAG
This is a messenger RNA of Nothoprocta perdicaria, 540 nucleotides long. RefSeq names its product hemoglobin subunit beta-like. NCBI's taxonomy places the organism in Eukaryota, Metazoa, Chordata, Aves, Tinamiformes, Tinamidae. Gene Ontology annotation, cellular component: haptoglobin-hemoglobin complex; blood microparticle; hemoglobin complex. Gene Ontology annotation, biological process: hydrogen peroxide catabolic process; oxygen transport. Gene Ontology annotation, molecular function: organic acid binding; haptoglobin binding; oxygen carrier activity. The record is from RefSeq and is a predicted model, not a curated record. The transcript is spliced from 4 exons.